AUGCAGUCUGAUCUUUUCGGCGCGGACUGCCGAUUCGCCUGCAUCGUUCCAGAACAGAGCGCGUUAGAUGCCGUCGCUCAACGCCUUUGGGUUUUGAAUCCAGUCGAGCGAGAGGACACCGGCAUAAGCGAGGCGGCAUCCAAAAGCGAGUUUCGGCAGUUGCCGAGUAUCAACCCAGAUGUCAACCCAGUGGUCGUCGUGAACCGAUCGGUCGUCGCGCAGCGUCUUCCGGUGUCCACAUCGAUCCACAAAAGUAUCCAUAUCGGCAUCACAAAAGUAUCCACAUCGGUGUCCAAAGGUAUCCACACAGGUAUCCUCACCCCAUCCUCACCCCCAGUCCUUACCACCAGUGCUGGUCGUCGCGCCGUCGUGUCAUCCGUCCCCUCCUACCCCUUCUAUCCUCACCGGAAUCCUGACCCCUAUCCUCACCGGCGUCCUCUGGUCGUGGUGCCGUUGUGUAUCCGUCCCCGCCUCUACUCACCGGAAUCCUCUCCGCCGGUCCUCACCCCCCUGUCCUCACCACCACUGCUGGUCGUCGCGCCGUCGAGUGACCUGGAUUUGCGGUCCCUUGUGUUGAAGCAGCCUGGCUUCACCUUCCUGAAAUCCCGGGAGCUCUUCCUCGCCGAGACCGCCAACUGUGAUGAGCGCAUGCGUGGCGUGAAGCUUGUGAAGGUAAAAAAGUCCACCGAAGCCCGUCGCGCUCAGCUCGCACAGCGCUUCCGGGUGAAGCAGGCGAAGACCAUGCUGCAGGCAGCCGCCCAGAACAAGCUGUCUACCGGAACUUUGCGAGAAGCUCUUCUUGGAGUUCCUGGCGAAGAGGAGCACAUGCCCGCCGUCGAGCUGCACAUGUACCCGGAAGAUCCUCGAAACGUGAGCUCUCAGUGGCGGGCGCUGCUGGUGCCGAUCGCGAGAGGAGCCUUCAAGACCCUGUUUUUGUGUCAACCUGCGCUUCCCUCCUCAAGCAUGUCAAGAUGCAUUGCGAGAUUGCCCUUUGAACCACUGCCCUUUUACCCGAGCUCUCUGGCUGGGAACUGGUAUUCUUCCCUUGACCGCCACCGCUCAUCGCCAGCUUUGCUUCUCCUUGCAAUGGAAGUGGUUCUCGCAUGUGGCUCAUUGGCGCUGCUGGCUCUCUGUCUCGUCGCCGGCUACGCGAUGCUUACGAAGGGUGGAGGUGAUGGAGAUGGCAAGGCUUCGGUAUUCAGUGCAGUGAACUGGUCAUUCCCCUGCAAAUGCUGCUUGACGCAGCACGCCCAUCUGUACCGCGAAACUGGGGAGCAGGUGGACCAUGAGCCCCUGGACGCAGGUAGCUGCGUUAUAGUGCAAGAAGCACAGAGAGGAAAGGUACAGCUACCGCUGAGCUUCUGGAUUUUCAGAGGUGAUUGGGCAGAGGCCGUGAAGACUAUGCUAGGUAAGCCGACUCAGAAGCUCUGGGCUCGGGUGGAAGAGCCGGCCGGGUGGCUUCUCCUCACCAAGGAGGACGAUUUUCUACCUCGGGCUGUGAACGCCGAGACAAUGCCCCAAGCAGUUUUCAAGGUGCAUCCCGACUUAGUGCCUCCGCUGCCGGUGCUUUUGAGAAGCACUUUGGUCAUGUUGUCUGUACAUGUGACGUCUCAGUGGAUUCUGGUGGAGUACUUCACGGGCAUGUAUAGCUUUCCAGCCAUGAUGUACCUUGUCUUUGGUACGGUAACCUCGCACGUUCUGGUGAUGCUGGAGCGUUACAGAACCAGCGUGCUGGGCACUCAGUACGAAGAAGUUCUGCAGACAGAACGUCAUUUGCUGAGCUUGCGAAUGGCAAGCACGAAGACUGUGAUUGUUUUCGCUAUUCUCCAGGUCACCAUGCUCGGCACACUUUUGUCUAGGCUGACGACGGUUUCAAGCAAGCAGAUACCGGCUGAGCUGGGCUUCUUGGCAGGCCUCGCAUUGCAUGCGAAGGCGAUGUACGACACCAGUUCGGUGCGGCAGAAGUGGCGCGAGCCGCAGCUUGCAAGCAAGGAGAUCUAUGAGUUCGCAAACAAGGCCAUGCCAAUCACUUCUACAACACCAAAAACUCUAUCCAGUCAAAGGGCACAGAGCCUCUCUUUGGUGUGGUGCCUCACACUUUCGGUUGUUGUGAUCGCCCUGAUGCUGGUCGCACGCAUCACGCUCGAUGUACUGCAACUGCGAGGAGAACUUGUGGCUUACAGCUUCACUCGGGGGAAGCUUAUGUCCCCGUCUGGUAGCCAGUCCUUCCACAAUACGCUACUUCUGGACCAAAAUGCAGAUUCUUUCACCGUAGAUCUACAGUUUGGAGAUUUCACACGCAGUGUACAGAUCGAGCUGGUACACCCUCUCCUGACUGAUGAGGAGCCCCUUAUUGUGACAGCAUCGGGUGAGCAGCAGCUGUCGCUUCCAAGUGGACCCCUCUAUUCUCAGCUGAUGUUCCAUGCAGUAGGAGAUUACGUCACUACCACUUAUGUCAUCCACAUUCUGCGUGUGGGCGAGGCCAUCUCCAUCGGGCUUUCUGCCAGCUUCGACAAAGUCAAGUAUCCGGACUUGGCCGGGGAGGUAUUCCAUGAAGAGCACCGGCUGCAGUACCAGCUAAGACACCGCCUGUGGUAUGUCCCAGACAUCGAUCUCUCAAACAACGGCACCCUGCUCGUCACGAUGACUUCCCUGGUGCUUGCGCCCAUGAUCUCUCCCUUCCAGGUGCAUGUCGGGAACGCAACCUUUUAUAUCUACCAGCACAAUGCGGACCAGACGAUCUACGCAGACUUAGGAAAAGCAGGGGUGGCAGGGAUGGACAGCGGCAUGCUCCAGUGGCUGCAAGACACCCGCUUCAGUGGCAAAUGGGUCCGCCUGACUUCCGGGUUGGCCUUUGCUGCAGAAAGUUCGGAGAACCACAGUUUGAAUACAGUAUUCCGGUUGACUGGCGCUCUAAAGGCGUUGCAGGAUGACAACAAGCUUAUACAGAUCGGCGUGACCCAGGAUAUGACAAAUUCCGAAGUCCUGGAGGUACCACUAAUGCUAUUGUCCGGGGCUCCCUCGCCAUUUCUUCAUUCCAAAGAACAGUCAGAGGACAAGUUUCUCCUUCCAAGCUUCAGCCCAGACCUGCGGACGGACUACGCAGUCUGUGGUGGCCAUGGUAAGCUAGAUGACGUUGAGGUAUCCGUCUCGGACCCGCGCUUCCUCACUGUCUCCACGGAUCUGCAGGAGCCUGGCAGCUGUGACACCGUGACAAAGCGAGAGUUCCGUUCCAUCCGCAAGGACAACACAGGCUGCGGGAAGUGGUGCGAGCACUACCUCCCACGUACGGGGCGCUACGACAUGUCCGUCGCCCGCUCCGCCUCUCUGUGCCUUCAAUUUGCCAUGGAUCUUCUCAACGAGUCUGCUUUGAACAAUACUCUAUUCAUGACAGAAGGUGCCGGGAAGAAUCCGUGCGUGGAUGAGGGAUGGCUUACCCAAGCGAUUCUGCUAAACUUCACUGCGGGAGUGGAGAUUCUCCUGAGCUUCGAUGCCAGCCCGGAUGCGAUCUUCCAAGGCGUGACUCCUUUGCAGACCGCAGCGGUCCAAGGCAAUGUUUUGACACUCCGGAAGCUUCUGAACAAGAGCAAGGACGUCGCUGCCAGGACUGCGGGGAUGCUGGCCGCAGGCCGCCACUGCCACGCCGAGGCCAUGGAGCUGUUCAGAGAAUAUGGUGCUACUGCGGCCAACGCGAGCACGUGUGAUGAUUCGAUGCUGAUGACGGUGGUCAAGGAGCGCGCCAUGAACAGCGAGGCGUGCCAGCAGAAGGCCCAGAGCACGACCGCUGAGCGAAGGCAGAACUACACCGCCCUUUGGGAUGUCCUGGCCAUUCUGAAGCAGAUGGACAAUGCAUCGUACAACGAGUGCAGAGGACCGACGUUGAAGAAAGCUCUGGUGCGACCCGACCUGGCGGCUGUGGAGCUGCUUUUGGACGGGGAGGAGAAGGUGGACGAACUCGCAGGACGCCCCGGACGCCCCUUGACAAGGAUCUUGAUGAACCUCCUGUCUGCGGAGAAGGUCACGGACGAAGUCUUCCUGAUGGCGACGGAGCUUCUUCACAGGCACGGCAUGGACCUGCAGCCCCAGAAAUAUGCCUUGCUGCCCUUCGUGGCUUGCCGCUGCAGCGUGCGGCUGGUCAGGGAGCUUCUGGAUCUUGGGGCCAAGCCUGAAGGGCUGUACUCGCGGAAGAACGCCAGCGCUAGCGUGGCGUCUUCCGAGUGCACAGGCCCCGAGAAGGAAGCGAUUCAGGUGACGAAAGACCUCGCGAAGGGCGUGGCCCUGAGUAUGCGGAUCCAAACGGCAUGUGUGUUCCUUCCUGUAAUUGGCGUGCGACCACACCUCGACCGGGAGAGCUGCGGAGGAGUACCGGGCGCCUUCACUGUCACUGGUACAGAAUGCCGCUGUGAUACCCAGCUCUUUGGACCAGGCAGUGCCAAGGCCUCAGAGGCUGCGCUGGUCCGUGGCCGCUGUCUCACGCAGAAGGAGUUCGACCAGCGGUGCCAAGACGCAGGGGGCGUUGCAAAGUACGGCGGGUGCGAAUGUGUCUACGAAUUUGUCGGAGAUCCUGCGUAUUGCGGCAAGCUUCCUGAAAGCAUCCCACUGGAGACGCAUUCCGGAUUUGGCAGCAGGUGCUACUCCAAGGAGGAGAUAGGCGCGACCAUCAAGCAGCGAAGUGCUUACGAUCACAUCACCAAUGAUGCUUUGAAGUUCUGCACCGGGCUCCUCGCAUUAGUCCAGAAAGAGCUGCCCCUGGAAGAGAGGCGUGAACAAUGGCGCAUUGGCGUUCGAGUGGAGGACGCGCUCCAACAUGACGACCGCGAAAAGAUCUGCCAAGCAGCUCUGGCGCAGCAGAUAACGCCAAAGCUUGCUGACGAGGAGCUCCUGGGCUUGCACGAAAGCAUCGAUGCCCCAGAGCCCGGAGAGAAAACCCGUGCGUACCAGGUUUUGGUGGACGGGGUGAGCCGGACGGAUCAUUCCUGGCAGGAUUUGCUGAAUAGCGUAUGCGCGGAUGAGUGCCGCGACCUCUUGGAAUUAAUGGAGUCCGCAACUCUGGAACUUGUGGAGGCAGCUGUGAGUGUGGAUUCGAAAGCGGGAACUAUCCAGGAGAUCUGUGGCAAACAUGUUGUGCAGAAAGCGGAGGCCGAAGUCCUCACCUGCUGUGGGCAGGAGUGCGGCUGGGACAAUCGCAUCUGCCGCCUCUGGCCCUUCUUCGACCCCUCGGAGAGGCUCGACUGGAACGCCCGGUGCUGUGCAGAAGGCACCAUCCUAAAGGACUCCAGCCGCGAGCGGCUCUGCAACAGCGUGCAACCCAAAGAGAAACGCGAAAAACUCUAUGAAAACGAUGCAAAGCAGGAAACGCAGCAAGAUGCGCUCUUAGUGGGCCAAGACCGGGCCCCACAGCCAGGACCGUCACUGCUACAAAGCUACGCUGGCGAGGUGCAGUGCGACGUGCUUGGUGCCAAGUGCGGCAAAGAAGAGCAGCGAGCACUCUUCCUGAAGGCAUGCAAGGAACACAAAGAGGAGCAGUGGCACUUCUUGGAUUCUACCGCCUACAAAAAGUUUGUAAGCCUGGAGCACGUGCACAUAGUCUCCGGGGACACCAGCAUUCGUGCUUGCUAUGCCAAGCUGACGGGGGAUGUGGAUGCUGUUUCCUGGUACAUGAAGACCUGCCACUUUGUCCACAGCUCCGACCGCGAAAUUGAAGCCAUCCAGGACACCUACGAUGCCACAGACCCCGAAGUGCCGGAUGUGGUCGAUGGGGUGGCGCUCUUCAAGCAGAAGCAGUAG
Molecule: messenger RNA, 5787 nt
Organism: Symbiodinium necroappetens
Lineage: Eukaryota; Dinophyceae; Suessiales; Symbiodiniaceae
Source: the annotation of a GenBank genome assembly